AUGGAGAAUGAGCUGCCAGUCCCCCAUACGUCCAGCAGUGCCAGUGUCGCCAGCAGUGCCAGCAGCGGCUGCAGCAGUGGCAGCAGUGGUGGGAGUGGCCGCCCUGCCGGGCCCCAGAUUUCUGUGUACAGCGGCAUUCCUGACCGGCAGACCGUGCAGGUGAUCCAGCAGGCGCUGCACAGGCAGCCCAGCACGGCGGCUCAGUACCUGCAGCAGAUGUACGCAGCCCAGCAGCAGCACCUCAUGCUGCAGACGGCAGCACUCCAGCAGCAGCACCUCAGCAGCGCCCAGCUCCAGAGCCUGGCGGCUGUGCAGCAGGCAAGCCUGGUGGCCAACAGACAAGGGAGCACUUCAGGCAGCAAUGUGUCUGCACAGGCCCCAGCCCAGUCAUCCUCGAUCAAUCUGGCAGCCUCCCCAGCAGCGGCCCAGCUCAUCAACCGGGCACAGAGUGUCAAUUCAGCGACAGCUUCAGGCAUCGCCCAGCAGGCCGUGCUCUUGGGUAACACAUCUUCUCCGGCCCUGACUGCAAGCCAAGCGCAGAUGUAUCUAAGGGCACAGAUGGCCCAGCCAGGUAACCUGGUGCAGGUAGCUAGGAGCCUAGGCGGCACUGUUCCUUUGUCCCCUCAGCUCAUCUUCACGCCCACGGCCACCGUCGCUACUGUGCAGCCUGAGCUCGGCACUGGCUCCCCCGCCCGGCCCCCCACCCCCGCCCAGGUACAGAACUUGACCCUCCGAACACAGCAGACACCAGCUGCAGCAGCCUCGGGCCCUACCCCCACUCAGCCUGUCCUGCCCAGCUUGGCCCUGAAACCCACGCCAGGUGGUAGCCAGCCUCUGCCUACCCCGUCACAAGGCAGAAACACCGCUCAGGGUUCCCCCGCAGGUGCCAAGCCUGGCAUAAGUGACAGUGUGAUGGAGCCACUCAAGAAAGGAGAUGGUAACAACGGUGUGCCAGGGAGCAUGGAGGGCCGGGCUGGGCUCAGUCGGAUGGUGCCCGCUGUGGCUACCCACCCCCUCGUCGCACCAGCCUACGCUCAGCUGCAGCCCCACCAGCUUCUCUCGCAGCCGUCCUCCAAGCACCUGCAGCCCCAGUUUGUGCUCCAGCAGCAGCCACAGCAACCAGCGCCACAGCAGCAGCAGUCACGGCUCCAAGCCCAGCCCCAGCCCCAGCUCGCCUCGGUCCCCCCCAGCCUGGCCCCGCAGUCCAGCCCCGAAGCCCAUGCCAUGCCACUAGGCCCAGUCACACCCGCCCUGCCGCUGCAGUGCCCCACGGCCAAUCUGCACAAGCCUGGCAGCGCUCAGCAGUGUCACCCUCCCACGCCAGAAGCUGGGCCUCACAAUGGAUACCCUGAAGGCCUGGCCCACACCCCUCGCAGGCUCCAGCAUGCUUCAGCUGUCAUCUUACAACUGCAGCCCGCUUCACCAGUGCCCCAGCAGUGCACCAUGGAUGACUGGAAGGAGGCGGUACCUGGGGAGAAGAGUGUGCCUGAGACUCGCGCUGGCCCAUCACCACAUCCCCAGGCGAUCAUCACGGCCAUGCCUGCAGGCCUGCCUGCCCCCAAGAGCCCUAGUGUCCAGCAGUCCCCAGCUCACGAGACAGGGCAGGGCAUUGUUCAUGCACUGACCGACCUCAGCAGCCCCGGCAUGACCUCAGGGAACGGAAAUUCUGCCUCCAGCAUCACCGGCACUGCCCCCCAGAAUGGUGAGAAUAAACCACCACAGGCCAUUGUGAAACCCCAAAUCCUGACGCAUGUUAUCGAAGGGUUUGUGAUCCAGGAGGGGGCGGAGCCUUUCCCGGUGGGACGCUCGUCCCUGCUGGUGGGGAAUCUCAAGAAGAAGUAUGCACAGGGGUUCUUGCCUGAGAAACUUCCACAGCAGGAUCACACCACCACCACUGACUCUGAGAUGGAGGAGCCCUAUCUGCAAGAAUCCAAAGAGGAGGGUACUCCCCUCAAACUCAAGUGUGAACUCUGUGGCCGGGUGGACUUUGCCUACAAGUUCAAGCGUUCCAAGCGCUUCUGUUCCAUGGCGUGUGCAAAGAGGUACAACGUGGGGUGCACCAAACGAGUGGGGCUUUUCCACUCGGACCGGAGCAAGCUUCAGAAGGCAGGAGCCACGACCCACAACCGCCGCCGGGCCAGCAAAGCCAGUCUGCCACCACUUACCAAGGAUACCAAGAAGCAGCCAACAGGCACCGUGCCCCUCUCGGUCACGGCCGCGUUGCAGCUGACACACAGCCAGGAAGACUCCAGCCGUUGCUCGGAUAACUCAAGCUAUGAGGAGCCCCUGUCACCCAUCUCAGCCAGUUCGUCCACCUCCCGCCGGCGACAAGGCCAGCGGGACCUGGAGCUCCCUGACAUGCACAUGCGGGACCUGGUGGGCAUGGGGCACCACUUCCUACCAAGCGAGCCCACCAAAUGGAAUGUAGAAGAUGUCUACGAGUUCAUCCGCUCCCUGCCAGGCUGCCAGGAGAUCGCAGAGGAGUUCCGCGCCCAGGAGAUCGACGGGCAAGCCCUGCUGCUGCUCAAGGAGGACCAUCUGAUGAGCGCCAUGAACAUCAAGCUGGGGCCGGCCCUGAAGAUCUACGCACGCAUCAGCAUGCUCAAGGACUCGUAG
Molecule: messenger RNA, 2616 nt
Organism: Puma concolor (puma)
Lineage: Eukaryota; Metazoa; Chordata; Mammalia; Carnivora; Felidae
Source: RefSeq, a predicted model, not a curated record